Mycosarcoma maydis (corn smut) is the source of this 492-nucleotide messenger RNA. RefSeq lists its product as uncharacterized. The transcript has 4 exons. The coding region runs from base 1 to 492 and encodes 163 amino acids. The record is from RefSeq and is a predicted model, not a curated record. Lineage: Eukaryota; Fungi; Basidiomycota; Ustilaginomycetes; Ustilaginales. Gene Ontology annotation, cellular component: mitochondrion.
AUGUCUCUUCUACGACAGGCAGCUGCUGGGGCCUCUCGUUCGAGUGCGGUGCUUCGAACCACCUCGACGCCUCUUCGUCACCUUUCCACCUCGAGAGUCAACGCCUCCAAAGAUCCGCAACUGGGCGACUAUCCGGACCUUCCGUUCGUCAGCCAGCAGCAGCGCAAAUACUCGCCCAAGUGGUGGGAUCCACAAGAGAAGCGCAACUUUGGCGAAACUCCUCACGAGCAAGACGAUGUGCUCUCUGUUUGGGCUCCCGACGUUCACGCAAUUCCCGCCACUUCCGCACUUCGUCAAUUCCUCGUCGCUAUCGGCGUCGUCGUUCUUUUCGGCUCGACAGUCUACGCCGCUACCCCCGAAAAACCCGCGCUUCCAAGGACCUAUCCCAGAGAUGGACUCGCCACUGAACUGGGAGGUGAACAAGUAGCAGCUCCUAAGGAGGGUGCAUUCAGCGCAGACGCAGAAGCGGACGACGAGGAGGAGGACGAAUAG